Messenger RNA from Trichosporon asahii var. asahii CBS 2479, 1785 nucleotides. RefSeq lists its product as uncharacterized. The record is from RefSeq and is a predicted model, not a curated record. The transcript is spliced from 4 exons. Bases 1 to 1785 code for a protein of 594 amino acids. Lineage: Eukaryota; Fungi; Basidiomycota; Tremellomycetes; Trichosporonales; Trichosporonaceae.
AUGGUGAAGGCUCUCGCCACGGCCCUGCUAUUGGCAGCCGGUGCGCAGGCGGCGGCGCAGAUCUCCCACAAACCGAUCAACAUCACGCUGCCCGACAGCUCGCCACUGCUCGUCUACUCGCCGCGGGAGGCGAACGCCUCCAUGCCCAACUACACGUACAACCCAGACCUGUGGAACACGACGUUCGUGCGCCGGCCAUGGACCGAGUGGCAGCCGAAUACGCUUGGCCGCGGCGAGUCCUCGCACCGCACGAACAAGGCAGGCAACAGCGUCAGCGUCACUUGGCUCGGGACGGGGGUCUACUUCCACGGCGGGUGUGAGAAUGACUGCAAGGUCACGCUGAGCAUCAACGGAGGCCCGGAGAAGGAGUUCACCCCCGGCCCGGGGUAUGAGGGCGGUGGCCCGCUCGCGUUCUUCAAUGACCAUGAUGCCACGGAGAACACCCAGAACACGGCCGUGCUCACGCUCAAGCAGGGUGCGAUAGGCGUGCAGCGUGCCAGCUCGGACGUGACGGAGACCACUCUGAACUGGCUGAACACGACGACCGGGACGGAUAACAACAUAAAUCCCGCUAUUGAUUCCAAGAACCCGGACGGAACAGUGUGGGGAGGCGUGCACCUGCUCGGAAACGGCCUGGACCAAAUGGUCUACCGGCGCAUCGACACGAAGCAGGCCAACUCGUACGCGCAGUUCCGGAUCCCGGAGAACACAACCAUGGUAUCUCUGUGGGGGACUAUGAAUCUCGACCAUGGAAACUUUACUGUGACUGUGACUCCUCCGCCGCCCGGAUCCAAGACAGAAGGCAAGACACUGCUGAACGGGUUCGCGACGUGGUCCAUCAUCGACACGCCGCUGUACAUGGCCCCGCUCGACCCGAACACGGACUACACCCUCCGUCUCGAGAACCUCGAGCAGGAUAAGUACCUCGAUCUCGCGAGCGCGAGAUUCUACACACUCGACCCCGCCAAUGCCGCCCAGCCCGAACCGGUCACCGAACAGCCGCAAUCGCACGGGCUCAGCGCCGGCGCUAUUGCGGGUAUUGCCAUCGGCUCGGUGCUCGGCGCGAUGCUCAUCGGCGGUCUCAUCGGCCCCGGACCCUACCUCGUUAACGACGACGAGCGGUUCGAGGUCGACCCCACGCUGCAAACGACGCAGUACACGAUGGCGUCCUCGGGAUCGGGCCGUGGCUCCUUCGGCCGCGGCUCCCUGCAGACCAACGACGUCUCCACGCUCGGAUACACGCACUUCACGCCUCUGGGCGAGGAGGACCCUGCGGACGAGAAGACAGGCGUCCUGCACCAUCCCCCGCCUGGCCGUCCCGCCCCCUUGGCCCCAUUAGCACUCGAUCUGAAGCGGCAGCUCGCCGGCUUCGAGUCCGUCCCCCUCAGUCCCUCGGGCAGCGGGCGCAACUCGUUCUCGCGCAACGGCAGCGGCCUCCUAGUUCCGCCUCCCGAGAGCGAACUGGCAACGUAUGCGAGCGGAAGCACCGCGUCCAACUCGCACGGCACUAAUGUGGGUCCCUCCCACGGCGGUGGGGGCAGCUACGGCGUCGGUCGUCGUCCCCGCGCUCCCCUAAUCGACUACGUCAAUGCGCAGGAUGCGGGCCCCGUCCCAACGACCGUGACACAAGUCGAGAUGCCGCCCAGCUAUAACCCAGAGUGGGCCGAGAGUGGGAGUCUCGCUAGUAACGGGACGGGACAGGGGCAGCAGCAGGAAGGAGGAGAAGAGAGGAAUGCACCAGGUCGCAUGAACUCGAUCGUGAGGGCGGCUAAGGGCCUCCUCUGA